Molecule: messenger RNA, 8848 nt
Organism: Sesamum indicum (sesame)
Lineage: Eukaryota; Viridiplantae; Streptophyta; Magnoliopsida; Lamiales; Pedaliaceae
Molecular function (GO): ATP binding; protein binding; ATP hydrolysis activity
Source: RefSeq, a predicted model, not a curated record
CCUUUUUCUUAGCCAAAGUCUCCUUAGUUUCUUUCUUCACUUUCCAUCUUUGCAUUUGCUUUCAGCUAAACAUCCCUCAAUCCUUUGCUCUUCCGGUGGGGUUUGAUCACAAGUGCUUUGUACGGAGGAAUCAAAGAGUUUCUGUUGGAAAUAGGGAAGAAGAAUUCAAGAAAGUGCAAUGGAGGGGAGUGGUUUAGACACCAAGAGGCGAUCACGGCUGAAAGAUGAUUUCACAGAUUUGGUGCUUUCUUGGUCUCUUCAAGAAAUUUUUGAUGAGAAUCUGUACAUAUACCAGGUGGAGGAGAUUCCCCGGUCUUUUGAAUGUGUAGAUCAGUAUCUUGGUUCAUAUGUCUUCCCUUUAUUAGAGGAGACACGGGCUGCACUUGCUUCCACCCUGGAAACCGUCUAUAAAGCACCUUAUGCUGAAGUAACAUCUUUCAACGAGUUAAAGGGUGAUAAAUUGCAAUAUGAUGUUAAAGUUGAUCACUGGAGAAAUAGAAUAACUGAGCGUGGGAGGGAGCCUUAUAGAACCUUGCCUGGUGAUGUUGUUCUGCUUUCCGAUUCUAAACCUGAAACUGUAUAUGAUCUACAUCGUGUUGAAUGGACAUUUACUUUUGCAUUGGUGACAAAUACUGUGGAUGAUGAGACUCAUGAGAGUGGAGAUAAUUGUACACCCUCCAAUUUCAAAGUGAAAACAGCAAAGCACGUUGAAGUUGGAGAUGGAAAAAGCAACUCACUCUAUGUCACUUUCUUGAUGAACAUGAUAACAAAUAAAAGAAUUUGGAAUGCUCUGAGCAUGCGCCAAAAUCUAAAGAUCAUUGAGAAAGUAUUAUCCAAGAAUGACUCGGGUGAGGAAAAUUGUGACUUUUGCCCUCUCAAAUGCAGCAGUGAGAUAAAGGAGAAAUUUGGCUCGACUUUGUUCUCCAAUUUAAAUGACUCCCAAAUUGAGGCUAUUUUGGCCUCUAUAUCAAAAACUGAAUGCAACCAUAAGUCUUCCGUGGAACUCAUAUGGGGUCCACCUGGGACUGGAAAGACAACCACAUUAAGUAUUCUGCUAUACAUUCUCUUGAAAAUGAAUGUAAGGACACUCAUCUGUGCUCCAACAAAUGUGGCAAUUAAGAAUUUGGCUUCUCGAUUGAUGGCACUAGUGAGAAAUUCAGUUGAAGCUGAAUAUGAGAAGAGAUUUCUCCCAUGUCCUUUAGGAGACAUGCUCAUCUUUGGGAAUAAGGAUCGUCUGGAAGUUGGUUCAGACGUUGAGGAGAUAUUUUUAGAUUAUCGUCUUGAAAGACUUUCACAUUGCUUAGUGCCACUAACUGGUUGGAAACAUUGCGUUGCAACCAUGCUCAAUUUUCUUGAAGAUUGUGUUUCCCAGUAUCAGAUCUACAUGGAUAAUGCGCUAAUCCAAGCAAAAGAGAGCCUUGAGGAUGAUGUUCAGCAGUCCACCAAAUCCAUUUUGGAGUUUGCUAGAGAUCGCUUUGCUCACAUAGCAACACCUCUUAGAAGCUGCAUGUCAACAUUUUUGAUUCAUUUACCAAGAAGUUGCAUUCUUGAACACAAUUUCCAAAGGAUAGUUCAACUCAUGUCUCUGCUCGACUCUAUGGAAAUAUGCUUGUUUGAAGACAGCAGCAUGACAUCUGAAGAGCUGGAAAAUAUCUUUCUGGAACAGCAAAUGAUUAGUUCUAAAUCAUUUGUUGAUACAUCUUCCUUAAUGUAUACCAGAAGUCAGUGUCUAUCUAUAUUAAGAUCUCUUCAGGCUUCUCUGGCUAAACUCAGCCUUCCAGUUGUUACUAAUAUAGCUUCCACGACAGAGUUCUGUUUCCAAAAGGCUUCUUUAAUAUUUUGUACCACUUCGUCAUCAUACAAGCUACACUCAUUUGAUGUGGAACCAUUUAAAUUGUUGGUCAUUGAUGAAGCUGCUCAAGUCAAGGAGUGUGAGUCAAUUAUAGCUCUUCAGAUCCGAGAUGUGAGGCAUGCUGUUCUGGUCGGUGAUGAAUGGCAAUUACCAGCCAUGGUCAACAGCAAGAUCUCGGAAGAGGCUGGUUUCGGUAGAAGCUUAUUUGAGAGAUUGGGUUCACUGGGUCACUGUAAGCGUCUGCUUAAUAUGCAAUACAGGAUGCAUCCAUUUAUAAGUUGCUUCCCAAAUUCGCGUUUUUAUCUCAAUCAGAUAUUAGAUGCACCUAUGGUACAGAGUGCAAGCUACAAAAGAUGUUAUCUUGAGGGGAAGAUGUUUGGUCCUUAUUCAUUCAUUGACAUUCGUUGUGGACGAGAAGAACUCGAUGAUUAUGGGCGUAGCAGAAGAAACAUGUUUGAGGUUGCUGUAAUAGUGAAGCUAGUCCAGAAACUCUUCAAAGCAUGGAAUCACUCAAAAGAGAAACUCAGCAUUGGUUUGAUAUCUCCAUAUGCUGCGCAAGUUGUGGCAAUUCGAGGUAAACUUCAUCAGACUUUUCAAAACCAUGAGAAGUUUAAGGUUAAGGUGAAGUCAAUUGAUGGGUUUCAAGGUGGAGAAGAAGACAUCAUAAUUAUAUCUACUGUAAGGUCUAAUAAUGGUGGAUCCAUUGGUUUCCUGUCUAGUCCCCAAAGAACAAAUGUUGCUUUGACAAGGGCUCGUCACUGUCUCUGGAUAUUAGGAAAUGAAAGAACUUUGAGUCAAGCUGAUUCAGUUUGGGAAGCACUAAUAAAUGAUGCUAAGCAACGCCAAUGUUUCUUUACUGCUGAUGAAGAUUGCGACAUUGGAAAUACUAUUAUAGAUGUUAAGAAAGAAUUGGACCAGCUUGAAGAUCUGCUCAGUGGUGAGAGUAUACUUUUCAAAUAUUCAAGAUGGAAGGUUUUAUUCAGCGAUAAUUUUAGAAAAUCAUUUCAGACAUUGAGACCUUCCUAUGCUAAGAAAUUGGUCAUAAAUUUGUUACUUAAGCUUGCAAGUGGCUGGCGGCCCAAGAAAAUAAAUGUGGAUUGGACAUGCGAGAGCUCUUCAUAUGUUUUGAAAAAAUUUAAGGUUGAAAACUACUUUGUUGUUUGCUCCAUUGAUAUAAUUAAGGACUCCAUCUAUGAACAAGUUUUCAAAGUGUGGGACAUAUUUCCUGUGGAAGAGACCCCAAAGUUGUUGAAACGGCUUGAUUCCAUAUUUGCUAUGUACUCGGAUGAUUUUGUCAACCGCUGCAAGGAGAAGGUGUUUGAGGGAAACUUGGAGGUGCCAAAGAGUUGGUCAGUUUCUCAUGAUAUAAUCCGGUUCAAGAAUAAUGUGAAUAGCACCAAACUCAGCGCUGAUGCAAGUGCAUGUGCAAUUGAUUGCAGAACUUACGUUGAGAAUUCCAAAGUGAGUGAGAGCUUGUUGUUAAUGAAAUUUUACUCUUUAUCAACUGGUGCGGUAAAUCAUUUACUCUCUGACCGUGAGGGUAGAGAAGUGGAUCUCCCAUUUGAGGUUACUGAUGAGGAGCGUGAGAUCAUCAAAUUUCCUAGGAGCAGCUUUAUACUAGGUAGAUCUGGCACUGGAAAGACAACUAUUUUGACGAUGAAACUUUACCGCAUGCUACAACAGUAUUACAUUGCUUCACAAGAUUGUGUAGCGGCUGAGAACAGUGUGCAUAUCAGUAGCCAAGUUGGUGUUGGUCAGUACCGAGGUGAAUCUAGAGGAACCAUCUUGCGCCAGCUUUUUGUUACCGUGAGUCCCAAACUUUGUUAUGCUGUCAAAAAGCAUGUAUCGCAGCUGAAAAGCUUUGCGAGUGGAAGCUUAUUUGGAAACAAGAAAUUAACUGAUACGGAUGAUAUUGAUGAAAUGACUGAAUUUAAAGACAUUCCUGACACAUUUAUUGGCAUUCAGCCGGAGAAGUACCCUCUGAUGAUUACAUUUCAUAAAUUUCUAAUGAUGCUUGAUGGUACUCUGGGUAAUUCAUAUUUUGAGAGGUUUCAUGAUGUCAGAGAUUCCUCUCGACAUGAAGGUAGAAGAUCAGUUGCAUUGCAGACUUUUAUAAGGAAAAAUGAGGUUACUUAUGACCGUUUCCAGUCCUUAUACUGGCCCCACUUCAGUGAAAAGCUGACGAAGAAUCUUGAUCCUUCAAGAGUGUUUACUGAAAUAAUGUCUCAUAUUAAAGGAGGUUUACAAGAAGGAGAAGCAUGUGAUAGCAAGCGAAGCAGGCAGCACUACAUUUCAUUGUCUGAGAGUAGAAUCUCCAUGUUAAGUGCAGAGAAGAGGGAGGCGAUUUAUAAUAUCUUUGAAGCCUAUGAGAAAAAGAAGAUGGAGCUUGGUGAGUUUGAUCUUGCUGAUUUUGUGCUUGAUAUUCAUAUCCGAGUAAACAAUGGGAAUCUGCUGGGUGACAAAAUGGACUUUGUCUACAUUGAUGAAGUGCAAGACCUUACCAUGAGACAAAUUUCCCUUUUCAGAUAUAUAUGCAAAAAUGUUGAUGAAGGAUUUGUUUUUUCUGGUGACACAGCACAGACAAUUGCAAGAGGGAUUGACUUUAGGUUUGAAGAUAUUCGAUCCUUGUUCUAUAAUGAAUUUUUUAUGAAAUCUAGAAAUUGUGAAUUUUCAGGAAGAAAAGAGAAAGGACACAUAUCCGAUGUUUUUAGUUUGUCCCAGAAUUUCCGCACUCAUACUGGAGUGCUUAGAUUAGCACAGAGUGUCAUAGAUCUAAUUUGCCAUUUUUUCCCACAAUCUAUUGAUGUACUAGCUCCAGAGACUAGUCUUAUAUAUGGUGAGUCUCCUGUUGUACUUGAGCCUGGCAGUGAUGAGAACUCUAUUAUAACAAUUUUUGGACAUAGUGGAAAUGCUGGUGGGAAAUGGGUGGGCUUUGGUGCUGACCAGGUUAUCCUUGUACGGGAUGAUUCUGCAAGAAAGGAAGUUUCCAACUAUAUUGGUGAUCAAGCUCUCGUUCUAACGAUAGUGGAGUGCAAGGGCCUCGAGUUUCAGGAUGUCCUGUUGUACAACUUUUUUGGUUCUUCACCUAUGAGUAGUCAAUGGAGAGUUGUCUAUGAAUUCUUGAACGAAAAAGAUCUUCUUGAUGCCAAUUCUCCAAAGUCGUUUCCAAGUUUUAGCCAGUCGAGACAUAAUAUAUUGUGCUCUGAACUGAAACAAUUGUACGUGGCAAUUACUCGUACAAGACAAAGAUUAUGGAUAUGUGAAAACAAUGAAGAGCUCUCCAAGCCUAUGCUUGAUUACUGGAAAAGGUUGUGCCUUGUGCAAGUGAGAAAAAUAGAUGAUUCUCUUGCAGAAGCAAUGCAAAGGGCAAGCAGCCCUGAGGAGUGGAAAUCGCAGGGAAUCAAGCUCUUUUGGGAAAAAAACUAUGAGAUGGCUAUAAUGUGCUUUGAGAAAGCAGGAGAAGAAACGUGGGAGAGAAGAGCUAAGGCUUGUGGUCUUAGAGCUGCUGCUGACCGUCUCUGUGUUUCAAAUCCCGAAGAAGGUCGUGUAAUGCUUAGAGAGGCUGCAGAAAUGUUCGAUUCCAUUGGAAGAUCUGAUUCUGCAGCAGAAUGUUUCUGUGACUUGGGGGAUUUUGAGAGAGCAGGAAAGAUUUAUUCUGGUAUGUCUGAGCUAAGAAAAGCUGGUGAAUGUUUCAGUUUAGCUGAAAGUUAUGAAAUUGCUGCGAAAGUUUAUGCCCAAGGAUUCUUUUUCGAGGAUUGCUUGUCAGCAUGCACCAAAGGAAAUCUUUUUGACCUGGCCUUACAUUAUAUUGAGUACUGGAAACAGCAAGCAUCAUGGAGUAGUGGAACUGUAACAGCAUUUAAGAAGAUCGACAAAAUCGCUCAGGAGUUUUUGGAAAAAUGUGCUUUAGAAUGUUAUAGCAAAAGUGAUAAUGCAUCGCUAAUGAAGUUUGUUCGAGCUUUCCCCACAAUUGAAUCCAAACGCAACUUCUUGAAGUCCUUGGACUGCCUUGAGGUGCUUAUGAUUUUAGAGGAAGAGUUGCAAAACUUCAAUGAGGCUGCAGAUAUCGCAAAGCGCCUUGGAGAUAUUCUCCGUGAGGUUGAUCUGCUGGAAAAGGCAGAAGAGUUUGCAAGUGCUUCCUUGCUCAUACUUUCUCAUGUGCUUUCUAGUUCUCUAUGGGCGUCGGGAAGCCAAGGUUGGCCUCUAAAGUCAUUUCCUGGGAAACAGGAACUUUUAACUAAAGCGAUGUCUUUAGCGCAGAGGGUUUCUGGAACAUUUCAUGCAUCACUUUGUGCUGAGGCCAAAAUUUUGUCAAAUGAGCAUAAGAGCUUGUCUGAAUUGAUGCAGUUUCACAUUUCUUCUAAGCAAUAUGAAUCUCAUGUGGGUGAAAUUCUAUCGAUUAGAAAACUUUUAGAUGCUCAUUUCCAGAUCAAGUCAGCGAAGUAUGAACGGGAGCCAGAAUUGCACAUUGAUCCGACGUUAUGUAUAGAAAGAAUUUCCAAGAAUCAAGUCUCUGGCGGAACCCUGGUUUAUGUUUGGUACUUGUGGAAGUCACACAGUUUGGAGAUCUUCAAAUGUCUUGAUACUCUUGAAAGACUGGAUUUCAUCAGGUGUGAAGGUACUGUCCGGUUCUGUUUCAGAUACUUUGGAGUGAGGUUGCGGCAUGAUCUAAGUGUAACCUGCCUCUUGCUGAAUCCUGAUGCUGAAUGGGUUAGAAAUGUUGAUGAGAGGUUCAUGCUGCGGCACAGAAAUGUGGUAACUCUUGAUGCACGUCAUUUUGCUUCAGCUGCUCGAAAAUACUGGCAUCAAGAAUUACUUUCUGUCGGGCUUAGAGUAUUGGAGGCUCUUCAUGCACUUUAUAAAUUUUCUUUGGUGAACCCCUUGUCCAAGUACUACCAAUGCGUGUAUCUUACUUGCAUUUUUGAAAUAGCAAAGUUUGUUGAGUCUAAUUCACUUGAUAUAAAGAAAGAUGAAACCAGGAAGCUGCAGAAUUUUCUGCAACUAUCAACCAAAUACUUUGAAAUUGUUUUCCCAUUGGACCCCCGGCAGUCUUUAUCAGAAGAUAUAAUCUCACUGAGGGAAUCCGAACCUUCCAAGAAUUUACUUGAAGAAAUUAUUUCUAGAAAUCUCGGUACAAGGAAUGAACUGACUUACGGGCAGAUAGGGCGGGUGGUGAUGAUAAUGCUGGGAUCCGGCAAGCCAAAACCUGAGCUUUAUGAGAAAAUUACCGAAAGGAUUGGUAAGGAAUCAUCUUGGAAGUCAUUCUUUGAGAAACUUGGUGGGAUGAUGGAAUCAGAUUCUUCAACCGAAUCUGAACUAGGCAAUUCUGUAGAAGCUCUGAGUCAUGAGUUUUAUAAGGCACUGGAAGAAACAUAUAAUGCCAACUGGAGGGCAAAAGACUAUAUGUCUCCUCAGUGUUUCUUUUAUCUUGUUGAGAGACUUUUGAUUUUGAUGCCGCACUCUCAGGGUUUCUUUUUCACUAUCAAAUCUUCAUUUGUUGAAUAUUUGCUAUGCCUUCAAUCAGAUGCCAAUCCAAGUGCCGGUUUAGUCACAGAUAAGAGGUUGUACCCCAGAAACAUUGUUGACUUUGUUUACACCAUCGUCCGGGAGUGUGUUUACAACUUUCAGAUUACAGCAGAAUGGAUAAAAACUUCUAAUAUUAGUUGCACUUACUAUUUCCCAGUGCUGUUGCUGAGAUUGUUUGUGAUUCUGAGUUUGUUGUGUGUGAACUCGGAACUGCCCUUCAAUGUACUCUUUGAACUGCUGAAUGUACCUGCAAUCAGAUCCCAGCUGCCAAGAGAAUUUUGUCAAGCUUUUCUACGUCGAAAGAAUGGCCCAUGUCUAGCUGCAGUUGUUGAAGCAUUCAAAGUUAUUGGGGAUCCUCUUGUGAUUGUAGCCACGACUGAUAAUGGUCUCGAGUUUGCAUGUCCUGAUGCCGUUUUUCUUGACUUGAGAGCCUUUUCAUGCAGGACAGAUAUCAUGAAGAAACUAUUUCCGAGGAGCAGUAAUGCAUCAUACAGUCAGCUGGCUGCCGCCAAAAGAAAUGUGACUGAAUCAAGCAGUGUAGAGGUUCCUCCUGUCGUUACGGAUCAAGGUAAGAGUACCUAUAUGGAAUCUUCACUGUUGGCAUCCAAAACUGAUUCAAAUUUGAGUUCAGAGAAGGGGAAAUGUAAUGUACUGAUAAACUGGGGUCUUAUUCGGGAAUUAUUUGACGUCACUGAGUCCAUAAGAAAUAGAAACCAUGAAAACUUGAAGAGCCUUUUCCUGAGAAAGAAGGUGGAAGUGGAGGAGCAUAUCAACUUUUUAACUGUUGAAAUGGUCAGGUUAACUGAGCAGAGGUCUAAUUCUGGUGAAGAUAAAACGGUGCUGUGUGAAGCCACCAGCAUUAUCGAUGAACUGUUCCGGCUUUCCUUAAUGUUAGUCACAAGUGAAAUUGAUGAUAAAGCAUUGUCGGAGAUUGGAGAACUUUUGAAGAGCUUGGAAGCAAGAAGGCCCCAACUCGACACACUAUUGAUUCCAUCGCCAACGCAGAACGAUCCAAAUGGAUGUGUUUCUGGAACGAUGGACGACAACACAAUUUCUCACAGCAACGACAGCACUGAAGUUAGAAAAAGGGACGAUGUAGCCGUUGCUGCAAACAAUCCCAAGGACCAGGCUUCCGGGUCUCGUCAGGGAAAAGGAAAGGGCAACAAGAAGAACAAGAAAUCGAAAAAAGGAAGAGGAGGUCGUGGAAAGUAAGUCUGCUUUAUUUCCAUGGUCCGUUUCUUGAUGAAUGACCAUCUAUUCUUGUUUUGUUCAUGAGUUUUAGAAACAAACUACUUUUGCAAUAUGAUCAAGAAUCAGGUUGAACUUUGAUAGUCUCACAAGUUGUAUCUGUUAGAAGUUGUCAGCCAGCGGUUAGUACAAAAGCAACAAAACGAUUAUCCCGACAGCACCAGUUUGUGUUUGGUUGAACCAACAAUGUCCAAUUUAACCAAUAGCAACGCAAAAAAUACA